This is a messenger RNA of Talaromyces proteolyticus, 1082 nucleotides long. RefSeq lists its product as uncharacterized. The record is from RefSeq and is a predicted model, not a curated record. NCBI's taxonomy places the organism in Eukaryota, Fungi, Ascomycota, Eurotiomycetes, Eurotiales, Trichocomaceae. Bases 277 to 786 code for a protein of 169 amino acids. The transcript is spliced from 4 exons.
UGUUGAUGCUGAUGUAUGGGGAUCUUUUCCACACGUUUUAUAUCAAUUGAUAUUGAUCCUAGAGGAGGAAUAUACAGCCACUCAGGUUAAAAUUUCAAUUACUCUGCGUUAAAAGAACACCCGCAGGCCUGCAUUAAUAUACCACUAGGAAGGGUAACUCCAAUACAUCUCGUGCCAAGAUGGUCGAUUGGACCCGCCGAUUUAAUCACUAGUGGCGAUGCGCGAAUGCAGUCAUCAAUAUAGAUCACAAAACAGCGAACCUAAGCCCAUGUCUAUAUGAUGUUAGAUCACCCCUUUUCUAUGCAGUUCAUGGGAAGUAGAAUAAUCAUGGCAGACUUUACCACCAGCCGCCUCGAUAUAGAGCCUAGUCCCCAUAUAGACGCUUCAGAUGUCCAAGCUUCUAACACCGAGAGCGACAGAUGUGAUGAUCCCUCAUUGCUAAACAACACACGACGCCUCCCAUUUCUCCAGUACCUCGACUGUAGCCACGAUACAUAUUACAGUUUCACAAACAACGAGACCGUUUACAACGAUUGUUCAGGUAGCGAUAAGGCUACUUGCGGCAGUGAGACGAACCCAGAAGAUGACGACCAGCACGCCAGUGUUGAUGCCACCGAAAGCGGACCAAACGACCAGGAUAUCAGCCACACAGGGUCUAAUUUCCCAGAUGAUCUGCCACCGACUGCCGAAUGCACUCGAGAGACUACUAUAGCAAGUCGCAAUGAUCUUGAAGAUCUUAAAGACUACAUGAGCCUGGGGCCUGUGUGCGAGAAGAGGAAUGCUUGAUUGCUCGUUUUCUGUGUUUGUGUUUGCCUUUUGUCUUCACCUCUAUUCCUUCUGUACCACUAGAUAUGGAUGGACAUUGUAAUAUACGGUAAUAGACGUCCAAUCUCACUACAAUUCCCAAUAUCUCUAAGCCAUCGAAGUAGCAAUUCCGUUUCCUACUAUUGGAGAGACUGUAGAUGCUGAUACUUGAUUUGCCAGAAUCUUGGCCAAUCAAACGAAAGCGGUAAAUCCUUCUUGUGAAGCGUGCCUGCCGAGGGGCUAACCCAAAAUGGCCACGUCGCCAAGAGUUUCGCUUA